AUGGAUACAAUACUCACCCCUGUGAGUACCACCUAUAGAAAACAGGAAAGAAGAGAUGAUGCUCUCAUCGAGGUCGUCAAGCAGAAAGAGCCUCUCAUCAAGCCCUCUCUUCAAGCAACAACACCAGAAGAAGCAUUGGAGAUUUUGAAAAACGAACCUGAUCACGAGGCCUUAGUACAAACUUUGCGUUUUCUGGUUAGCAGUCGUUCAGGAUUUGACAUUACUUCGAUAAGCUCCAUAACGUCCCAACUUAUCCAUGUUCUUGUCACAGAAAUAUUGCCGAGUUAUUGGGGUGUACUCUCAGAGGAAUGCAGGAGCGGGACCACUAAAAAGUCAAAGCAAACAACUGAGCUGGAGCUUCUUAUAACAUGCCUGAGAAGUGUACCAGGCUUGAAUGCUCUCUUUUUGGGCUUCAAAAGAAAUAUUCAGCUCUCUAAAGACUCCAAGAAGACGGCAAGCACAAAUCCCCAUGAAAUUCUCGCCAUCUUAUUGCAGGCCUUAGAGGCAAUUCUCGAAGGACUAACCACAAUUGAAAAAGUCUGGACUAUAAUCUGGGAGUCCACGGACUCAGGUGCUCGCAAGAAGGCCAUUUGGGCCGACUUUCUUGGGCUUGUUGUAGGUGGAAAACUGCUUGGUAGUGCUGCUGAGGCCGAUGAUAUCGUAAAUACAUCCAGUGCAACUAUUCGUGCUAAAAGCUGGGUAGCAGAUAGUAAUCUUUAUGGUACCUGGCUUGCUAAGAAUAUACGGCACUGGGCCAAACGGAUCCCGUUGGAAUCUGACAUUGGCUGGAAAUGUUGCGCUGAGCUUCUUAGUAGAAGUUUCCGUGUUGGAAAGACAGAAAAAAUAGUUGCCGCACUUUUGGAUUCAAUGGUCGUGCAAAGUCGUGACAAUGGCGCUCAGUUCCUCCGUUUACUCAAUCAACUAUCUGGACUUGAACAACGCAAUGUACUAUUUAAUGCCCUUCAGAUUCUCUCUAAGGAGCACUUGUCUUCCACGAUCACAACUGACGGUGACUCUUCGUGGUGGGAGGCAGACUCGAAACUGGUCUCAGGAGCGGCAGGUAUGGUGAAGAUUCUAGUCGCCAAUUCCGAUUCCAGGAAAAAUCAGUUAAUGGCGUGGGCUAUGAGUUCCUCAGGAGCGGGUGCUGGCGAAGGAAUGGGAAUCCGUCGCGCUGUAGUUGCCAUUCUUGCAGAGGACAAAAACGAUAUCGAAACAGUGCUUGAGAAGAGUAUUGCACAAUUUGGUGAUCAGUUUCAGAUUCUGCUGUUGAGUGCAGGUUGGGUCUACAGAAAAGCUCCGCUUCGUCUCAGUAUGAUGAUGCGUUCAGGAUUGCAUCUCAACGCUGUAUCUAACCGGCUUGCAGCGUCAUCAACACGAGCAAGAUUUCUGGGAAUGGUUGUUGGCGAGGCUUUGUCCAGCUUAGUUGAUAAAGGAGAAAAUAAGAUGGAUUUCAAGGUCGACGAAAUGCAAACCACGGAGGCUAAAUGGUACAAGAGUAUGGUCAAUGUAGCUGACAAGGCCGGAGAACUGGAGCUCCUGAGAUCAAGAGUAACAACAGUCAUACAGAAAUCUAAGACUCAACCACCACCAGCAAAGAAGCCGAGUACGCUCAAUAGUUCGAGUAAAAUAAGCUCUAUUGAGGAGAUAGAGUCGGAUGAAGAAGAAGGAACGGACAACUCAGAAGACGACGACGACGAUCUGGUGCCAUAUGGAAAACCAGAAUCUGAUGCCGAAGAUUCCGACGAAGACGCUACAAAUGUUGUUCGCAACAAGCCAACGGCACCGGUGUACAUUCGAAAUCUAAUCACAUAUUUACGAAACACAGAAAGCUAUGAUCACCAGAAGCUUGGUCUGUCUACAGCUGCUUCACUCAUUAGAAGGAAAGCCAACUUUGGCACCGAAGUUAGUGCACACGCCGAAGAAUUAGCUACACUGCUUGUAGGGAUUCAAGAUAAAUACGACAUUGAAGAGUUCCAGGAACUGAGGCUACAAGGAAUGAUAGCUGUUCUUAUAGCCCUACCCUCGAAAAUGGGACCAUGGUUUGCAAGGACGUUUUUCGAAGGAGACUACUCUAUGUCUCAGAGAGCAGCAGUCUUAACCACACUUGGCCUUGGAGCUCGAGAAAUAGGUGGCUUUGGAAAAGAAGACGCAGGACUCACUAAAGUUGACAAACUACCCAACACUUCAUUCCCAUCAAAAACCCUACCACCAGCAAUGCACAAACUCUACAUCUCCAAUCCACCCACUCCAAACCAAAAACAACCAACCAUACCCUUCUCCGCAAUAACAACCCUCACCACGACCCUCACCAAAUCCCUCACCCAACCCAUCGCCGCCUCAGCCCUAGCAUCCACCUCGGGUCCAGCCCUCAUGAACAUCACCCCCCUCUCAACCCGCCGCAUCACCACUCCCCGCACCCGCCCCAAACCUACCACAAACGCCCUCUCCACCCUCAUCCCCACCUCCUUCUUCUUUCCCCUGACCGGCCGCUUCUUCAUCCACCUCCGCGCCUACGGCACCUCCACCUCAAAAAACAUCACCUUCUCCCCGUCCCUCCUAACCCUCUACCUCAAGACCCUCGCGCUGAUCCUCGACGCCGCGGGUCCUAACACACCCUCUCUCCCGCAAAUCACAAGCGAGUUCUGGGACUUGCUGCUUACGUUACGGACGCAGGCGACGGAUAUUUCCGUGCUCGAGGCGUUGCUUUUUGCGUUCCUGGUGUUGUUUGAGGUUAAUGGGGAUAAGAGGGCGAUGGUGGAGGUGCAUGGACGACAGUUGUUGGAGACGCAGGAGUGGGUGGAAGGUGUGUUUAAUAGACUGGGUGAUGCGGUUGGGGUGAGACUUACUGGGGGGCCGGGGGGAGGCGCGGAGGAAGAGAAGGUUAGGGCGUUGGCUGCUAGUGUGUUGGUUAGGAUAAGGGAGUGUGUGGAGAAGUAUCAGGUGUUGUUGAUGGGUGAUAUGGCUACUUUUUCGUGA
Molecule: messenger RNA, 2976 nt
Organism: Glarea lozoyensis ATCC 20868
Lineage: Eukaryota; Fungi; Ascomycota; Leotiomycetes; Helotiales; Helotiaceae
Exons: 3
Coding region: 1-2976 (991 amino acids)
Biological process (GO): telomere maintenance via telomerase; protein stabilization
Cellular component (GO): cytosol
Molecular function (GO): telomeric repeat DNA binding; Hsp90 protein binding
Source: RefSeq, a predicted model, not a curated record